AAUUAAAGGUUCAUCGACGGGAGAGUAAUCCCUGUACAUGAAUGACAAUUCUUUAUGGUAAGCAAAAUUUGCGAAUGGCGGCACAAUUGUCAUAGGUCUUGCCAGCAGCCACUAGAGCUCCAACGCCGAUUCCAACAACGGCGAUUCUGGUGUUUAUUCUGCUGUCAUUGGAGGAGAGGGGCACAUAACGAAGAUGGAGACUCCGAGCAAGAAAAACAAAAGAACUGAAGACAAAGAGGGUGAAACCAACAGAGGUGAUUCAUAUAUGUCUGAAAGCAAUGCAGUUGAUGAUCUUCCUUUGGCCAAAAGUAAUUACAAUCAACAUUUGGUCGAAAGCAAUAAAAGUGAAGAUGGCAAGCAGGGCAAGAAGAAAAAUAAAAAGAAGAAACCGAGUGAAGAAAGCAAAGAUAAGGAGUAUAAGGAGUUGAAAAGCAACGAAUGUGAAGAUCAUAACCAAGGAAAGCAGAUAAAAAAGAAGCAAAUGCUAAUUGAAGGAAACACACCGAAGGAGUGUAAUGACUUUAGGAGCAAUGUAGAUGAAGAUGGCAAGCAAUACAAAAAGGUGAAGAAAAAGAAGAAGAAACUAAGUGAAGAAAGAAAACAUAAGGAGUUCGAAAGCAAUGGAUGUGAAGAUGAUAACCAAGGAAAGAAGAUGAAAAAAAAGCAUAAGCUAAUUGAAGGAAACACACUGAAGGAGUGUAAUGAAUUUGGAAGCAAUGGAGGUGAAGACGGUGAGCAAGACAAGAAGAUGAAGAAAAAUAAAAAGAAACUAAGUGAAGAAAGUAAACAUAAGGAGCGUAAUGAGUUCAAAAGCAAUGAAUGUGAAGACGACGAAGGGAAGAAGAUGAAAAAGAAGCGGAAACUAAUGGAAGGAAACACACUUAAUGAGUCUAAUGACUCUAGAAGCAAUGAAUGUGAAGAUGGUGAGCAAGACAAGAAGAUGAAGAAAAAGAAACUAAGUGAAGAAAGUAAACAUAAGGAGUCUAGCAAGUUUAAAAACAAUGAUGGGAAACCCAAACGAGUAACUUUUUCUGAUGAAGUAGAGACGUUUUGUUGUGAUGGCUUAGUGCGUGGGAAAAGGUUUACACCUGAAGAAGAUGAGACACUCAAAGCAUCUGUUUUUGCCUAUAUAGAUUCUCAUGGUCUGGGUGAAGAAGGUCUUGAUAAGGUUCUUCAUGCCGCAUCACACAGUGAGGUUAGAGGCUGUUGGAAAGAAAUUGCACGAGCCCUACCUCAUAGGCCACACUAUAGUGUGUAUAAACGUGCUCAUGCUUUGUUGGAAAAUGUUGGGAGAUGUAAGUGGACACCUGAUGAGCUUGAAUUUAUACGGAAGUCCUAUGAGCAACAUGGACCUGAUUGGAGGCUAAUAGCUGAUGCUUUGGGUAAAAGUCGAGAUCAGGUAAAAGAUGUAUGGCGUAGAUUAAAAUAUGAGAAAGCAAGAUUUGGACAUUGGUCACAAGAGGAGUAUCAAACUUUAUUUAAUUUAGUAAACAUGGAUCUGCGCACAAGGUCUUUAGAGCCUUAUAGAAAAUCACAACAUGGUAUGUUGCGAGAUAAUAUUUGUUGGGAGGCAAUUGGUCACAAAUUGGAAACCCGAAACAGUGCAUAUUGCUGCAAGAAGUGGUAUGAGGAGUUAACAUCAAUAAUGGUUACUCGUGGUGAAUGGUGUGAUACUGACGAUUUCCGCUUGAUAGAUGCUUUAUAUACUUUGGAUGCUUGCUGCAUGGAGGAGGUAGAGUGGGACGAGCUACUUGAGCAUAGGUCUGGUGAUGCAUGCAGAAAACGAUGGGAUCAAAUGGUUCAACAUCUUGGGGAGCAUGCAAGGAAGCCAUUUAUGGAGCAGGUUGAAGUUCUGACAAAGAGAUUCUGCCCUGACUUGUUGGAAGCAAGAGAAACCUUUGACAACAAACCUGUGAUUUGUUGAUGUUUCUAACCAACAAAAUGAUUUUGUUAAACCAGAAUAUAUUAUGACUUGUAUGGUGUUUUUUGUGGGAUAACCGAAACUUUUUCUGUUAUAUUUCAGAAAAUGUACUCUAUGUUAGAAUUUGAGGGUGGUAUUCUUGUUCCUAUUUAAUAAAAGUUGAAACUUACUUCAAA
Messenger RNA from Trifolium pratense (red clover), 2097 nucleotides. RefSeq names its product RNA polymerase I termination factor-like. The record is from RefSeq and is a predicted model, not a curated record. Lineage: Eukaryota; Viridiplantae; Streptophyta; Magnoliopsida; Fabales; Fabaceae. The coding region runs from base 194 to 1924 and encodes 576 amino acids. The transcript is spliced from 2 exons.